Messenger RNA from Dromaius novaehollandiae (emu), 1260 nucleotides. RefSeq names its product serum amyloid P-component-like. Lineage: Eukaryota; Metazoa; Chordata; Aves; Casuariiformes; Dromaiidae. The transcript is spliced from 4 exons. The record is from RefSeq and is a predicted model, not a curated record. Gene Ontology annotation, molecular function: complement component C1q complex binding. Gene Ontology annotation, biological process: innate immune response. Bases 132 to 1055 code for a protein of 307 amino acids.
CCGUCCUGGCACGCCCUCGCUGCCCGUGACACAGCUCAUCCCAGGAAGCGCACAGCGCCGAGGCCCCGCGUUUCGCCGCCAGCCCCGGAGGUGGCCAGGGGUGGUGGGGAGCAUCGCUGCAGCCAGGCACCAUGGGGAAGUCGUGGCUUUGGCUCGUUGCUCUCGCGGGACUCUUCGGCCCUUCUGCCCCGCAAGAAAAAGUGACUGCCAGGAUCGAGGCUCACCCGCCAGCGCCCACUGAGUACCAUCCCCUGACGUUGACCUGUGAGGUCUCUGGGGACCCCGGUCCCCAGCAGUUCCUGUGGGAGAAGCAAGGAAGCCAGGAGCCCCUGCAGAAAGGACCAGACAACACCCUCUUCUUCCCCUCCUUCAACAAGACCCACUACGGCACCUACACCUGCACGGCCACCGGCUCCCAGGGCUGCGUCGUGGCCACCUACGACCUGUGGAUAAAUGACCUCAUCAACAGCGUGUUCGUGUUUCCUCAAGAGACCAAGGACGCCUACGUGCUGGUUAAGGCAACGCCAGAGCAACCGCUGCAGAACUUCACCGUGUGCCUGAGGUCCUACACAGACCUCACCCGGCCCUACAGCCUCUUCUCCUACGCCACCGAGGCGCAGGACAACGAAAUCCUCCUCGCCAAACACAAGCCUGGGGAGUACCGGCUGUACGUGGGGGGCAAGUUCGUGUCCUUCCGCAUCCCCAAGGGGUCCCAAAUGGGAAGCGAGCACAUCUGCACCAGCUGGGAGUCCACCACGGGCAUCGUGGGCUUUUGGUUCAACGGGAAGCCCUGGCCCCGCAAGGGGCUGCAGAAAGGCUACACCGUGAGCCACAAGGCCGUGAUCCUGCUGGGGCAGCAGCAGGGCUCCUACGAGGCUGGGAUCGACGCCAAGCGGUCCUUCACAGGGGAGAUCUCGGAUGUGUACAUGUGGGAUGUGGGGAUCUCAACCCAAGAGGUGGCAUCAAUCCUGUACAACUUGCCCGUGGAAGCCCCCAUCUUUGGCUGGAGAAACUUUCCCUACAAGAUCGAGGGAGAAGUGUAUCUGAAGCCCUAACACAGCCCCAGCCCAGCCUGGAGCCACAGAGAGAGCACAGGGCUGUCUGUCACUUCUACGCUCUUGCUAAUAGGGGCUGGCAACCUUUAGGGAAGCUGUGAUUGCCAUGCAGCCAUGCUGAUGUCCCCCCCUUCCCCAUCUGCAGUUUGUAAGCCUCCAUUGGCCACACGGCAUCAAAUUAACUAAGAAAUGGGUUUGAAAAGCA